Molecule: messenger RNA, 3933 nt
Organism: Paramormyrops kingsleyae
Lineage: Eukaryota; Metazoa; Chordata; Actinopteri; Osteoglossiformes; Mormyridae
Product: tyrosine-protein phosphatase non-receptor type 9-like
Biological process (GO): protein dephosphorylation
Molecular function (GO): protein tyrosine phosphatase activity
Source: RefSeq, a predicted model, not a curated record
GUGACGCUCGCCCAGCCAUGUGGGCGGGUCCUGGUGACGCUCGCCCAACCAUGUGGGCGGGACCGCAGCAACGCUGUUGCUGAGGCUUCAAGAUGGCGGAAGCCCUGACAACUCAAGAAGUGCUGGUUGUGGAGGAGUUCCUGAGGGAGCUUCGGAACCAGGAACAGCACACUCAGGUUCUGGUCUCCCAGAGUACCGCUGUUAAGUUCCUGAUGGCCCGCAAAUUUGACGUCUCCAGAGCCAUCGAACUCUUCCAGGCAUACAAGAACACCCGGAUAAAGGAGGGCAUCUAUAACAUCAACCCUGACGAGGAACCUCUUCGGUCAGAGUUGCUAAAUGGGAAGUUCACAGUCCUGCCCGGCCGAGACGCUAAGGGCGCGGCGCUCGCCUUGUUCACGGCCCGUCUUCACAGACCCGACAGCACGUCCCACAAGGCCGUGCUGCAAGCCAUCAUCUACCAGCUGGACAAGGCCAUCGAGAGCAUCCAGACGCAGCGGGACGGCCUUGUGUUCAUCUACGACAUGACCAACUCCACGUACGGCAACUUCGACUAUGAGCUGUGUGUGAAAAUACUCAACCUGCUCAAGGGCGCAUUUCCUGCACGCCUCAAGUAUGUGUUCAUCGUGUCGUCUCCGCUGUGGUUCCGGGCGCCUUUCGCUGUGCUCCGCCUCUUUGUCCGGGAGAAGCUGAGGGAAAGGGUUUGCACGGUGAAGGCGCACGAGUUGGCUGGCUACAUCCCUAUGGAGUCUCUGCCGGAGCACCUGGGAGGAUCUUCCCAGUACAGCCACAUCGCCUGGAUCCAGGCCUGCGUCAACUCCGGCCAAGCUGGGCUGGAGAGCGGGGACGGGGACUGCGUGGGGAACCUGCUCCGCUCCUACUCCAUGAAGCAGCCCUCUUCCGCGGUCGACCCGACCACCGGGGAUGCCCUCAACUCCAAUCUGGGGGACGACAACAGCUGCACCACCAAUGCCAACGUGCAUAAUCACUACCACAGGCCAAGCAGGACUAGCCGGUCGCCCGAGUUCCCACGGGGCCACUGCCAGCACUGGAACGGCGCUGCGCUCACUCAGGGGUCAGGGGUCACGGGGGCCGGGGUGGCGGAUGGUCGUAGGGAGAAGAGGGACUCCGUCCACGGCAGCCCCAAUGCGAACGAGCGAGGUCUCCACCCGCCGCCUCCCCCACAGUCGGACACCCCGCCCGACACGCCGCUGUACCGCAAGUGCGGUGGGGGCUCGGCCGUGACGGAUGGGAUCGCGGCUUCGGGCCAGCGGGACGAGGACGGCGGGGGCCUGGAGGAGGACGAGGCUGGCCUGGACGUGCCUCCCCUGCCGCAGAAGUCCUCACGGCCGGCGCCGGCCCAGAACCUGGGCCUGUCACCCGGACCCGGGCCGGACGCCGAGCAGUCGGUGCACAUGCCCGAGAGCGGUGGCAUGGACGUCACUCAGCUAGUGCAGUAUGUCAAGAAAAAGAAGAAGAAGGGCAUCUACCAGGAGUACGAGGAGAUCCGCAAGGAGCAGCCAUCGGGCUCCUUCGACUACUCUAAGAAACCGUGCAAUCAGGUGAAGAACAGGUACAGCGACGUCCUGUGUCUUGAUCAUUCGAGAGUCAAGCUCUCCCCACUGGAUGAUGACGACGAGACCUCAGAUUACAUCAACGCAAGUUUUAUGGAUGGUUACAAGAGGAGCAGUGCUUACAUCGCCACUCAGGGGCCUCUGCCAAAGACGUACGCUGACUUCUGGAGAAUGGUGUGGGAACAAAUGGUUCUGAUCAUCGUAAUGACGACAAGAGUGGUGGAGCGUGGCCGGGUGAAGUGCGGUCAGUACUGGCCCCUGGACGUGGGCCGAUCUGAGGAGCACGGGCACUUCGUGGUCAGGAACGUCCACAUCGAGAUGUUCCAGGACUUCAAGCUCUCGCACCUGGAGCUUUGCGACAGCCGGACAGGGGAGACCCGGGACGUGGCUCACUACCUGUACAUGAGCUGGCCGGACUUCGGCGUCCCAAAGUCUGCCUCCGCCAUGCUGGACUUCAGGGGCCAGGUCAAGCAGCACCAGGAGGCAGCAUUCCGGGCCAUGCGUGCCGACUGGACGGGUGCUCCAGGGGGCCCCCCGGUGGUGGUGCACUGUAGUGCAGGCAUUGGAAGGACAGGCACUUUCUGCACGCUGGACAUCUGCCUGUCCCGCCUGGAGGACAUCGGCACAGUGGACAUCAAGCAGACAGUGAGGCGCAUGCGCUCACAGCGUGCGUUCAGCAUCCAGACCUGGGACCAGUAUUACUUCUGUUACAUGGCUGUACUGGAGUACGCUCAGCGGCGCCGCCUGCUGGCCCCCGUCGAGUGGUCCGACACCGACCCGGAGACGGACAGCGAGUGAGGGGAACAGGGGGGCCCAAACUGGCCAGAAGGUGGGUCCCAGUGGAUGGGGGGGGGGACAAGUGUCACUCUUGACAGUAAGAACAACCUGAUGGGUUGGUCUGUGUCUCCGAACACCCCUCCCCCCGGUAUGUUUUUCAGUUGUAGCAUUUUACAUUUACUUGCACAAGUGUGACGGACAACUUGAUGUGCCCUUUUUACAUCCACUGUUUCUGCUCCUCUUGUCACGUGGGUUUUUUUUUUUGGAGAAACAUGAAACUUGAAUUUUUUUUAUUAUUUUUUUUGAGGAAAAUCUGUUGGCGUGAACUGUCUGUUUUUUGUAUUUGUUCAUAUGUAAACUAAUCUGAAAGCCAAAGCUGUUGCCUUGAAUGCUUGGAUGUAAUAUUGGUCAUAAUUGUGAAAAGCCCUUGUAUAUUCUUGUAAGAUACAUUUAUAUAUUGUGUAUAAUUACCUUUGACAAAGCCUUGUGUUAAUAUAAAGUACUUAACAGUAACAAAAAUCUAUAGUUAACAUACUCAUGAGAAGUUACUACGCUCUUGUAAACCUGUGUGAGUGGUCGGGUCGCUUCAUAUCAGUGUAUUUUUAGUUUUUUGUUUUUGUCGCUUCUCAGCAAACGUGUGUAAAUUGGCCUCAAACGGCUGACUCCAGUGUCUUACACUGCCUCGCUGCAGCGCCCUCUUGUGGACGGCCGCGUCCCGAGGCUCGCCUCACCUCCCUGAUCCGUGCCUUGUCCCCCCGCAGCGUAGCACGUCCGGGGCCCGGGGCCCCUGCGACUAACCUGCGAUCUCAGGGCUCAGUGUUGCUGGUGUCAAAGUCAUUGCUCUCGGUUAACUUCUGGCAAUCAUUUUACAAACUUUCUUUUUCUGUUUUAUACUGUAUUUUAUCUUGUUUGUCUUUGUAAAACAUUGACAGUAUUGAUAAUGAAUGUUGGUACGAUUCAUAAAAAAAAAAAAAUAUAUUUUACUCGGAUAAGCUAAACGGAACAAGUGAAAGAAUGAGAAAUAUUUUUGGAGUUACUUUGUUUCCUGGAUAAUGUUACCUGCCAAUGCAUUAUGGGAAAUGGAGGCCUAUAAACCAUGAUUGUAGUUUCCUGACAAUGUAAAAUCAACCAUGGUGAUGUUCUUACUAUUAUAUAUUUUUUCCCUCUCAAAGUCCCACUGCUAGCAUUGUGAAACAGGCAGUCAAGCCUGACGCUUAAGUGGUCAUGGGAGGGGGGCACCAUUGGCCACGGUUUAGCCUCCCUAUCGCCAUGACAACAUGGUGCCUCUCCGACCCACACAGGAGGAUUGAAUGUAAGCCACGGUACAGCCUGCGACAUACAGUGGGAGCACAGGAACCGGGAAGAAGGGAACACCUCUCUUCCCAUCGGACCCCCUGUGCUUCCAGAAUGUGACGAGUUGCUGUUUGGGAGCUGGAGGUGGUGGUGAAUACUGCCCCCCCCCUCCAUGUUUAGCAUGGUGGGAUUUAGGAGUUUUCUGCUUGAGGUCACAUGUUUGUUUUUCGAGAAUGGCCUUUUUACUGAAGUCUGCGUAUAGUGUCACAGUAAAAACAUGGAUAUUCUGAAA